AUGAAAAUGACCACGUUGUGCAAUAUAGCUAUAUUCGCAGUCUUAUUUAGCAAAGUGGUGCAUAUUUUUUUCGUCAAAUUUGCAAGUACAAGGGAAAGAGGGAAAAUUUUGACUUCCAUAUUAUGGACAAUUUUUAAAACUAGUGAAGAUGAAUUUAAAAGAAAAAUCCUUACCGAACAAGAAGAGGAUAGUAAUGAUGAUUUUUUAAUGGAUUUUAUAAGAGAUAACCAUGUGGAUGUUUCGGACGUUUUUUUGUCAUUAAUCGAUACAAAAAUGCUCGAGGAUAUAGAUGUGAAUCAAAAGGAAGCAACUGAAUCUAUAUCUAUGAAAGAAGACACGGAAGAAGAAAAAAGGAAAAAAAAAAGGAGUUAUAGAGAAUGCUGCAAAUCUUUAGGUAAACCAUGCAGUGUCCACUAUAUAGCGAGCAAACAUGCGUUGAUAAAAGGAAAUACAGAAGAUUCUACUGUAGAAGAGGGUCAAAAAGGAGAAGAAGAAGAAACACCCAAAAAGAUAAGAAAAGGGGGAACCCAAAGUACAAUAGCGUCCAAAUAUUAUAAAAGCAAACUUCGUAGUUAUAGAGGGAAAAGUCCAAGUGAGUCAGAAGAAAAUAACGAGAACACAGAAGAACCAGUUUUUAUUCCAAAAGUACCGAAUCGUAAUUACGGAAAUAUAUUUAUAACUAAAUUUGAGAAGUCAAUGGCAAAGAAGGAACAUGUCAAAUUUUUGGAAGUACAUCCAUAUGACAACACUUCUAUUAAUCCAGAAAGUAGUAAACUUGAAAAUCCUGGGAUUAGUAACACACCUUCAAAUAAUGAAAAAUUGGGUAAUAACAAACCAUCAAUAGAGCCUAAUGUUCAAUGUGAAAAAAACCAACUUAUCUUGCACGAUGGUAAUAUUUUAAGUGAGGAAAAUUCUGAAGGAAAUAUAGACGGUACGGAUUUUGAAGGAAACUAUAAUGAGGAGGAUUCUCAAGAAUAUACAGAUGAAGAAGAUUCAGAUACCUCAGAAUAUUCAUCAGAAUCAUCUCAUGAAUUAUGGAGGGAAAGCGAAAAUGAAGAAAACACAGAUUCAGACAAAGAAAUGUAUUUCGACAUAUUGGAACCAGAAGAAUUGGAUAAUUUAAAAUAG
Messenger RNA from Plasmodium cynomolgi strain B, 1128 nucleotides. RefSeq lists its product as hypothetical. Lineage: Eukaryota; Apicomplexa; Aconoidasida; Haemosporida; Plasmodiidae. The coding region runs from base 1 to 1128 and encodes 375 amino acids. The record is from RefSeq and is a predicted model, not a curated record. The transcript has 2 exons.